CUCGUUUUCUUUUUCAUUGAAUUUGUCAAGGCGAAGAAGCAAUGCCAGGUAGCAAAAAGAGAAAACUGGAUAGAGUGGAUUUUCUAGGUGACUAUGUUGUCGCGUUUAAAAAUGGAAUACACACUGAUGUUAUUGUUAAACCUGGUGGCGAUGGGCCUGGAAUUCCCGCUCACAAAGCUGUUUUGGCAGUGAAGUCGAAAGUGUUUAGCUACAUGUUGGACUCUGAUGAAUGCAAAAUUUCAACAGAGAAAUCAAUCACUGUUCCUGACUUGAGUUAUGAAGAACUCAAUGCUCUCCUCAAGUUCUUCUAUACAGGGAUCCUGCGUCCCACCAACAAACACAUUCGAGCGCUCUACAUUGCUGCUUACAAGUAUGACAUACCAUAUCUCCAAGAUCUUUGCAGAGACCAUUUAAUCUCGUCUUUGAGUUUGAUCAACGUUCUCGACGUCCUUGAGCUGUCCACUAUCCCUUCAGACGACAACUUGAGGUAUUAUGCGGCAAGCUUUGUCCUAUUACAUAGGGAAGAAAUCGUCUAUUCCAAGAGAUACAAAUCAUUUGUUCGGCAGAAUCCUGAUCUAAGUUUGUAUAUUACCAAGUCUCUUGUGACUCUUUUGAAAUACCAUCGUGGGAGAUUUGGUGAAAAGUGGAAGAUGUUUCUGCCUAAAUCAUAA
This is a messenger RNA of Eutrema salsugineum, 671 nucleotides long. RefSeq names its product BTB/POZ domain-containing protein At1g01640. NCBI's taxonomy places the organism in Eukaryota, Viridiplantae, Streptophyta, Magnoliopsida, Brassicales, Brassicaceae. The transcript is spliced from 3 exons. Gene Ontology annotation, molecular function: protein binding. Bases 42 to 671 code for a protein of 209 amino acids. The record is from RefSeq and is a predicted model, not a curated record.